Messenger RNA from Bombus pyrosoma, 1318 nucleotides. RefSeq names its product chromatin complexes subunit BAP18. The transcript is spliced from 5 exons. Gene Ontology annotation, cellular component: MLL1 complex; NURF complex. Lineage: Eukaryota; Metazoa; Arthropoda; Insecta; Hymenoptera; Apidae. Bases 688 to 1170 code for a protein of 160 amino acids. The record is from RefSeq and is a predicted model, not a curated record.
UUUUCUUUUAUACGUAUUUUAUUUUCUAUGAGGUUGCGAGAUAUAAUAUUUUCUUUGUUAUAAACGGUAUGUAAUUAUUCUUAAAUAUCGGUUUAAAUAAUAUCACUUAAAAUAUUAUAUUUACAGAAGAAGACUCUGAAAUUUGGAAGAUUCUUUUGCCUUGCACUGGGCAGUAAGAUAUAUUGUAUUCUUUUUUUUUUUAUUAUAAACAACAGUCACCUUUGAGAUAUACAUACGAUGUAUUUGGAAAGCAAGGAUCUAAUAUUUGGGAAAUUUUCUUUCACAUAUACCCAUCCUAUUUUCUAUUCUGUACGAUUAAACGUAAUUUUUAAAUAAAUCUCAUUAUUUUCAUACACAUUGUUGUAUUUUAUAUUUAUACAUAUCGGUAAGUUAAUUCGAAAAGUGAGUUUUAUUCCAACGGUAUAAUGGAAGUAUAGUAAAAAUAUAGUAUAGUUCACCACUGUAGUGACGAAUGAUAAGUAAUCACGCGAAUAUCGAAAUAUUUCAUUAAAGGCAAAAAUCUUCGUUCGUUUGAUGAGAAAAAAGGGGCAGAAACGAUAAACAAAGUCAAAACAAGUUGAGGUUAAAUUGUUUAAAGGGAAGGAUUCUGAGAAUGACGCGAGAUGGCAAUACCGUACGAAUGUUUGUCCCGUUGAUGGCGAAGUACCAGUAUAACAACAAACUGACAUGAAUUCUGCGAGCAAGGUAGGUGAAAUUUUCACCGCAGCCGGAGCAGCAUUUAACAAGUUGGGAGAAUUAACGAUGCAAUUACACCCUACGACUGAUUCACCGGCAGGUAAAUGGACUGACGAGGAAAUUGAGAUGCUCCGUCACUCGGUAAAGACCUUCAGUGAAGACUUGAACAAAAUAAGUGAACACAUCAAGGGACGAACGGUCUCUCAAAUUCGGACAACGCUAAAGAAGAAAGCUUUUGAGGAAGCUGGCGUGCCGAUCAGACAACAAAUGCUUUCUCAACAGUCAACGCAACAAUCGGCAGUUCAACAGGUAUCGAAGCAACAAACAGGAAAUCAAGGAUUAAUGGGAAAAUCGUCUGAAGUCACGUUGAACAUGUUAAAUGCGCCGGAAUCAGAAGUGGAUGUUGAGGGUCUACCAGAGGAGUGUCAAGUAAAGCUCGAGUUCGAAGGUGCGACGGAAGAAGUAGCUUCUUAAUAAGCCGAGGUUGAUCUUUCCAUAUGCAACUUUUUUUAUCUCGAUUCCUAAAUAUAAGAUAAUUUUCAUAUAAUAUACGCGCUUAACGUUAAGUAACAAAUAUGUACCUUCAAUAAAUUAUGUUUCUCAAAUAGAUUUUUAAAAGUCA